Messenger RNA from Hyla sarda, 3533 nucleotides. RefSeq lists its product as uncharacterized. The transcript has 3 exons. The record is from RefSeq and is a predicted model, not a curated record. NCBI's taxonomy places the organism in Eukaryota, Metazoa, Chordata, Amphibia, Anura, Hylidae. The coding region runs from base 2463 to 3326 and encodes 287 amino acids.
UUUAAAAAGUCACACAUGCGACUACACUCUUUUUUCUGCGACUUUUUGCUUGUUCAGUGUCCUAAGCAAAAAAUAAAAAUCUUGCUUACCAAAGAAAAAAGUGAUUUUUGACUUGCAGUGGUCAGAGAUUUAUCAAGGGCGAAAGUCGCAAAAAAAUCGCAUCACAUUAAAAAACCUGCUAAAUUUACUCCAUCUCAGACAUGGAGCAGAAAAAGCCACUACCAAAGCAAAAAAAGAAAACUUGCUUACGUGAAAGAAAUUUAUCAACAGGCUGAAAGCAGUUGAUAAAUAAGUCGCACAUAAGCAAAAAAAUAACUAAAAAAAAGAAUACAUAAGCAAACAUUGAUAAAUGUCCCCCAUUGUGAUUCUAGCACCCACAGAAAGAAUAUACUUGUCUGUUCUAAUUCAGCGAGUGGAGAUUCCGCAGUGUGAACGCACCCUAAUGCAGAAUCUGCUCAGAAAUGCAUUGCCGUCUAUGAAGACAGUGCAUUUCAGAGAGGUCCUAGUGCAGGCAUGUUCUGCUGGUAACUGCUGUCUGUGGAAUGUACACUCUGAAAGCGUUUGAACAUGGCCUAAAAGCUACAGACACUGUUGGACCAUAACAUAGCCAGCUACUGUGCCCCAUAACAGGAUCAGACUCUAGUGCCAGAUACAUACCUCCCAACUGUCCCGGAUCCAGCAGGACAUUCCUGCUUUUGGGUUAAAUGUGGAGCUCAGUGGAAAGUUUGACAGGGUGAAGAGGCAUUGGCUCAUCACCCUGUCAAUCACUCUUGUGCCCGUUCAGUUCUCAAGUAAAGUCAUCAGGCACCGAAGCGCAAAGAAAGAAGAGGACGUACUAAGAAAGCCGUCGUGAAGAAGACAAAAGAGCCGCAGAAAGUAUGGGGGGGGAGUUGCGCUACUGCCCCUGCCUACUAUGGGGGACACUGUUGCCUAAUUUAGGGGUACUGCCGCCUAAUAUGGGGGACACUGCCGCCCACUAUGGGGGAACUGCCGCCUUCUAUGGGAUAACUAGUGCCUACUAUAGGGGAAAUGCAGCCUACUAUGGGGAAAAUGUUGCCUAUUAUGGGGAAAUCUGCUGGCUACUAUGGGGGAAUCUGCCGCCUACGAUGGAGGUACUGCCACCUACUGUAGGGGAAACACAGCCUACAAUGGGGAAAACCACUGCCUACUAUGGGGUUACUGCUGCCUACUAUGGGGGAAACUGCUACCUACUAUGCGAGAAACUGCUGCCAACCUAAUGUAGGGGACAUCUGCUGCCUACCUAAUGUGGGGGACUUCUACUGCCUACCUAAUGUGGGGGACAUCUGCCUACCUAAUGUGGGGGACAUCUGCUGCCUACCUAAUGUCGGGGACAUCUGUUGCUACCCAUUCUACUAAGGGGGGCAUUAUUACAGUUUGGCCAUUAUAGUUAUUGGAAAGCCUAAAAAAAAAUUCCUGCCAUGUUCUCCAAAGAUGAGUCGUAGCCGUUAGAAAUCAUCAUGUGGGCCUGAGCUAGAGAACAAACGGGGAAAGUGAACGACUCCGAUCAGGGAAGACGUCCCAUGAUAUAACUGUAUGUAAUCACUUAUAUAGUCUGUAGUGGUAAUGAUGGUGGUUGUUGUCAGUCACCUGAUAUAACUGUAUGUAAUCACUUUGGGGGGCAUUUACUAAACUCUGACUAGAUAGUUUGUUUUUUACCCGUUUUUUUCUAACUUUCUUUUUGCGUCCGUGUGACAAAUUUACUAAAUUGUCGCACGAGCUUAGUAAAUUUGUCGCACGUAGGCAAAAGUGGGAAAUUUACUUCAGAUAGUCGUUUAAAUAGUCAGCAUUCUUCCCUGGCUUUGUGAGCAGCCCUGCCUUUGCAGACGCUGUCCUUUUGAGCUGUUUAAAGGGAAAGUUUGCAUUUUGGAGUGCUAACAUGGCGCAGGUUGCCUCAAAAAGAAAGGCUAAAACUAAAAAUCUUGUACCUACUCCUUCUGCGGUUGUCCAAAUAUUAGAGAGUAUGUCAGGGCCCACAGCUACUCUUGAUCAGGAUGCAGGUUCCUCCAUUCCACCUUCUUCUGAUUUGUCUGAUGUUGAAGCCUCUGGGGUCCAUUCAAUGAGGCGUAGUCGUGCCAUUAAGAAGAAAAAUUACACCGAUCAGGAGAUGGAGGUCCUUGUAGAUGAGGUUAUUGAAAAUUACAAGAUCCUUUUCCCGGGCAAAAAUGAUAAGUGCCCCAUGGUUAUCCGAAACGCGGCACGGUCCAAUAUAAUGCAGAAAGUGAAUGCACUGGGAAUUUGUAAGCGAACUGUGCCUGAAUUGAAAAAAAAAUGGUUAGACUUAAAAAAAAAAAGUGAAGGCCAAAUUAGCUGUCAUAGCGAGAUAUGCCCGCCAGACAGGCGGUGGUCCAUCAUGCCCUGAAAAAUUAACCCUGUUUGAGGAAAAGGUGGGCUCGACAUGUCAUUGGGAACAGAUAGAAGGGUUCGGAGAGGCCGAUGUAUGCAUGCAAGCAAUAUCAUCAUUUCACAUCCAGAGUCAAGAAUCUACCGCUGAAAAUGUGGAAGAAGAAAUUGCAGGCGAAAAUUCAGAACAUGCACACUCUGAGGCUGUGAUGGGCCAAGAGGACAUUGGUGUUGGUGACGAAAAUGUGCCAUGUCACAGAGAGGAGCUAUUGUUACCCAGUGAUUUGGGUCUAAGUGCAAAUCAAACAACCUACAUAAAUGAUUAUACGAACCAACAUUUGCAAUUCAUGACCAGGGUAGAUCGUCGCUUUGAGGACCUUCAACUGGGCAUGAAUAAGUUAGCGGACGCUUAUUUGACUGGUUCCAAUCAGAUCCAAAAGGGUCUAAAUCAAAUUGCCCAGAUCUUACAGGAAACCCCCCCAAAAAACAAUGCAAAUGUAGCAUCAAGGGCAACAAAUAGACCACCAACAGGGCAAAACACUGAACCUGAAAAUGUAGACUCACAUAUACUCCAAGUAUCGCCUUCGUCAGAACAAACUAACAUUAGUGCCACAUCCAUAACCACAGUAAGGUCCAAUGCCACACAUAGUAUUAGUUCGGGGGAAUCGAUUUUGGAGGAUGACGAUAGCUCAUCUGGCCAACCAAUCGAUUUAACUUUACCCCUUCCCCAACUGGCUACUUUUCCUAAUCAAAAUGACUUAAAUAUGUAUAAUUUUGCACAUUGCAGUUCGUCCGCACAUUUUUUGAUCUCAUGUAAGAAAGAACUUGCAAUGGAAGACGUUGCUGUUAACUCGGACUCAGUAGCCCCCCACACUUUGGCAUUGAAAAAAAAGUUAGGUCCAGGCCAUCAGGCUCAAAAUAGAUCACAACCCCCCCCCCCCCCAAACAAAAAAGCUAAAAAAUAAUCCCUUUUAAAUUUGAAAUGAGGUGUGAUUGUUAGUGCUCUUUACAUUGUUUGUAUUUGGUUGUUAUAAUAAGUGUACGGCAAUGUUUUAACUAGAAAUAGUGUUUAGUUUUGAAUGGGGUCUCCAAUUACCAUAAAAACAUAAACACGGGCAUGACAAGUUUGUGACUAAUAAAUUUUACGACCCUAAGAUAUGGUGUGACAAUUU